AUGGAGAUCGGCUACGAAGGCCAAGACUCUAACGGCUACUUUGGAUGCGAGACAAAGAUUGACGAGGACGGAAAUACUGCAGGACUGAGAUAUGAAUGGUCAAAGACUAAUGUGAUUACGCACUGGGUGGCGAAGACACGUCAAACAGUCCUUAUCGUCUUCGACGCCGUUCAACCAGCGGCGGAUAGUAUGAAGAGGGUCCCGAAAGAUGAAUCCGACCCCAUUUACAACGUACCAAACGCGGACUACUUCCUCGACCCCUACUGGAUAUACAUCGGAAUCUUGGAGAAGGUCGUCACUCUGCAAGAUGCCGCUGUAUGGGCUGUUCGUGUUACAGUCAGGACCACAGAGAAGCAAAGGGACAUAAUCCACGGCUCCAACUCGGCCACCUCAAAGACUGCGCCCGACUUUCGUCAUUUGCACGAAACUGCACGACAUGCUAUACAUGUUUCAGAGACAUUAGAUUUGGCCGUCAAGGCUGCUAGGAAGAUUCUACUACAACACGAGGCAUACAAGGUUGGCCCUGACGAUCAAUCCAGGUCUUCCACCGCAUGGAAACGGGCUUGGAAUUACACGCAUCAGCGGUUGCAGUUCUUCGAAGAGAUGAUCACGAGCCUUCAAGAGCGCUCGGCUUCCAAUAAGGCUCGGCACUUCAACGAGAUCUCGCUCGCAUACAACAUGGUUGCUCAGUCCGACGCCCGGAUUUCUGUAGCCAUCGGUCGCGCGACGCAGAGGGACAGCGAGGCCAUGAAAACCGUGGCUUUUCUCACACUACUCUUCCUACCGUCAACUUUCGUUUCAGCCGUCUUCAGCACUUCGUUUUUUGAUUACGACUCGGGAGCAGACUCGUGGAAUGUCUCGAGCAAGUUCUGGGUAUACUGGGUUGUAGCAGUUCCGAUAACACUCGUAACGGCUCUUCUGUGGUAUUACCGACAUCGUCUGAGCCCUUCAGGUGGGUGCGAAUUACUUCGAUUGACGGAUUCCCAAAGAUCGAACACACGAGAAGAUAUUGAGUUUGGCAAUGGCAAAGCCAUUAGAGGAUUACUGGACUAA
Molecule: messenger RNA, 1053 nt
Organism: Colletotrichum fioriniae
Lineage: Eukaryota; Fungi; Ascomycota; Sordariomycetes; Glomerellales; Glomerellaceae
Source: RefSeq, a predicted model, not a curated record